Molecule: messenger RNA, 1671 nt
Organism: Sinocyclocheilus anshuiensis
Lineage: Eukaryota; Metazoa; Chordata; Actinopteri; Cypriniformes; Cyprinidae
Gene: mmp28
Product: matrix metallopeptidase 28
Exons: 8
Coding region: 80-1582 (500 amino acids)
Biological process (GO): collagen catabolic process; extracellular matrix organization; proteolysis
Cellular component (GO): extracellular matrix
Molecular function (GO): metalloendopeptidase activity; zinc ion binding
Source: RefSeq, a predicted model, not a curated record
GCGCGAACUGUGGCGCUCUUCUCGUGAUGGGAUCUAUCUUCAUGAGGUGAUUUUAGAAAUAAAGAGUGAGUGCACGCAGAUGGAGGUGUUUGUGCUGCUGUCAGCGCUGCUGUGCGUUCAGACCUCCGUCAGCUCUCCAGUCUCCACAGCUGCUCAGGCUCAGGGUUUUCUGGAGCGAUAUGGAUACCUGCACAAGGAGAAUGAAUCUCACAGCACAGCUGAAGUCAAGUCUGCCAUCAGAGAGUUUCAGAGGUUGUCUCAGCUGCCCGUCACUGGAGGACUGGACAGGGUCACUCUGGAGAAGAUGAGCUCGCCCCGCUGCGGGGUUCAGGACGCCUGGGGUCAAAGGGUCAGCAGGGACUUCACAGGCCGACAGCUCCGGAAGAAGCGUUCUCCUCAGACAGGAGAGAAGUGGCACAAACGUCACCUGACGUAUCGUAUCAUGAACUGGCCGCGUAAUCUCUCUCCCAGUCAAGUGCAUAUGGCAGUGAAGAUGGCAUUCCAGCUGUGGAGUAACGUGUCCGGACUGAUCUUCCAGGAGCUCCAGCAGGGUCCUGCCAACAUCCGGCUGGCCUUCUUUGAAGGAGAACAUAAAGAUGGGACAGGAAAUGCAUUUGACGGGCCAGGUGGUGCUCUGGCUCAUGCAUUUUUCCCUUUCCGCGGUGAAGCUCAUUUUGACUUGUCUGAACGCUGGACCCUGAAUGGUCUCAAAGGACACAACCUGUUCCUGGUGACGGCCCAUGAAAUUGGCCACACUCUGGGAUUGGUGCAUUCGCCUGUCCGUCACGCUCUAAUGUCACCGUACUAUAAGAAGAUGGGCUCGAAUGCGCUGCUCAGCUGGCAUGAUAUCACUGCUGUACAACAGCUGUACGGGAAACCAGCGGGGGAUUCAGUGCAGCAGUUGACGGGAAGGGCUCUGAGAUGGGCCAUGUGGGACUGGCAGACUUCUCCAGACCCUAAAGGAGGUUCCCGCACACCCCAGUACUGCCAGGGCUUCUUUGAUGCCGUCACCAUGGAUGAGGAUGGGACAGUGCUGGUGUUUCAGGGCCAUCGUUUCUGGACGGUGUUUAAUGGCAGAGUGAGCGCUCCUCUUCCUCUUCACACACGCUGGCCAAAGCUGUCAUUGGCUAUUGAAGCGGCUGCCUUCUCUCCACUCGACAGCAAACUCUACUUCUUUAAAGGACGGCGGAUCUGGCGUUACUCGGGCUCUGAUCUGGACCCUGGAUUCCCCAUGAAGAGCAGUGAUCUGGGUUUGCCGAUUCACCCUGACUGUGCCUUCUUCUACCAGCCGCUGGGACGCAUGGUGCUCUUCAGAGGAUCCCGAUACUACGUCCUGAACCCGGAGUCUCUCAGCGUGGAGCCGUACUAUCCUCGUGCCCUGCGGGACUGGAAGGGGCUUCCACGCAGACUCAACGGGGCCUUGACUCGACCGGACGGAAAGCUGUAUUUCUUCAAAGAGCAGCAGCACUGGAGGUUUGAUCCUGGAAAGGUGCGGAUCACUGCGACUGGACGGUGGGCAGAGAAACUGCCGUGGAUCGGCUGCCACACAAAUCCAUCACUACGGGAUAAUGAGCUACUCUGACCAGCAGAGGGAGACAAACGAGAUUCACAAUACCACACCACAGAAAUACCGUGCUUACCGCAGUCUACAAAUGUAUGGAAGCCCGUUUC